Ostrinia furnacalis (Asian corn borer) is the source of this 412-nucleotide messenger RNA. It is a transcript of the gene RpL12, whose product is annotated as ribosomal protein L12. Gene Ontology annotation, molecular function: large ribosomal subunit rRNA binding; structural constituent of ribosome. The transcript is spliced from 3 exons. NCBI's taxonomy places the organism in Eukaryota, Metazoa, Arthropoda, Insecta, Lepidoptera, Crambidae. The coding region runs from base 1 to 390 and encodes 129 amino acids. Gene Ontology annotation, cellular component: ribosome; cytosolic large ribosomal subunit. Gene Ontology annotation, biological process: translation. The record is from RefSeq and is a predicted model, not a curated record.
AUGACCUCUCCCAAAAAGGUGGGUGAUGACAUCGCCAAGGCGACCAGCGACUGGAAGGGAUUGAAGAUCACAGUCCAGCUGAUCGUACAGAACAGACAGGCACAAAUCUCAGUGGUACCUUCUGCUGCCGCGCUGGUCAUCAGAGCACUCAAGGAACCACCACGUGACCGCAAGAAGCAGAAGAACAUCAAACACAAUGGCAACAUCACCCUUGAAGACGUCAUUGGAAUUGCCAAGAUCAUGAGGCCCAGAUCCAUGGCGCGUCACCUUUCCGGCUCAGUAAAGGAGAUCCUUGGCACCGCACAGUCCGUCGGAUGCACAGUGGAGGGCAGGCCCCCCCACGACCUCAUCAAUGACAUCAACAGUGGAGCCCUGACCAUUGAUGAAUAAAGAUUUAAGGAUAUAACUUAAA